This is a messenger RNA of Acanthamoeba castellanii str. Neff, 2484 nucleotides long. RefSeq names its product calcium binding egf domain containing protein. Lineage: Eukaryota; Discosea; Longamoebia; Acanthamoebidae. Gene Ontology annotation, molecular function: calcium ion binding. The record is from RefSeq and is a predicted model, not a curated record. The transcript is spliced from 3 exons. Bases 1 to 2484 code for a protein of 827 amino acids.
AUGAGAAGCUUCUUCCUCUUCGCUGCGUUCGCUCUCCUGGCGCUGCUCCUCAGUGCGACACCAAUCGCGGGUCUGGAUGAGGAGGAGCUGGUGGCGCCCGAGGUGGAGGUGAAGACGGUCUCGCCAUUGUCGGUCGAUACCGGCUGCAUCAACGAGACGCACAGCUGCCACGAGAAGGCGCGAUGCGUGAUCGGCCUCACCGGCUACGAAUGUCAGUGCCUCAAGGGCUAUGCCGGCGAUGGCUACUCCAUCUGCGCGGACAUUGACGAAUGCGAUCCGAGCCAUCGCAAAUGCCAUCCUCUCGCUGUCUGCACCAAUUUCGAGGGCGGCUUCGAGUGCGCGUGCCCCGAGGGCUACCAGGGCGAUGGUGUGGCCGAGUGCGUGCUUGGGGACCGAGGUACUUUCCGCCCCCGUCCGAUCGACGUUUCUCCGCCCGAGCCGAUCAAGGCCCCCGGCCUCUACCUCGAGCUGCGCGGCGGCGAGUCCAUCUCCAUCGACCAGAAGCAGGCCACGAGCUACAAGGAUCCUGGAUGGAGCGUGUUCAAGGCCGGCGGUGCCCUCGCCGAGGCCGAAGUGUGGUACGAGCUGCCCCAAGAUCUCAACACCGGCCGCGUCGGCACCUACGAAAUCGAGUAUCAAGCGACCGACAAGGAGGGCAACGUGGCCGAGAAGCGCUACCGCAAGGUCGAAGUGACCGACAUCGACGAAUGCGCGCUGGGCGAACACGCCUGCUCGGAGAACGCCGAGUGCAUCAACACGAUCGGCGGCUACGAAUGCGUCUGCAAGGAGGGAUUCGCCGGAGAUGGUUUCAAAUGCCACGAUGUCGACGAGUGCAAGCUCGGUACCCACAACUGCCACGAGAAGGCCAACUGCACCAACACCGUUGGCAGCUACAUCUGUACUUGCCAAGACGGCUAUGAGGGCGACGGCUUCACCUGCGUCGACAUCGACGAGUGCGCCCGCAACACCGCUCAGUGCGACGAGCACGCCACCUGCAUCAACCUCGAGGGCAGCUACGAUUGCGAGUGCGAGAAGGGGUACAAGGGCGACGGCUGGCACUGCGAGGCUAUCGACAGCUGCGAGGAAGGUACUCACGAUUGCGACGAGCACGCCGUCUGCACCAAGACCAACGACACCCCUGAGGGCUACCGCUGCAAGUGCAAGCGCGGCUUCGUCGGCGAUGGACGCAUCUGCGAAGAUAUCAACGAGUGUCUCGAUCCGGAUCUCUACAACUGCCCCGCUCAUUCCCACUGCGUCAAUACCGUCGGUUCGUACCGCUGCGAGUGCGACGAGGGCUUCGAGAAGGCCGAUGACGACUACACAUGCCGUGACAUCGACGAAUGCCUCCUCGAGAUCCACGAGUGCUCGCCUCACGCGAUCUGCACCAACACGAUGGGCUCCUACGAGUGCACGUGCAAGCCUGGCUACGAGGGCAACGGCCGCGUCUGUGCCCCGCUUCAGCCUCCUCUGGACAUUCAACUCGAGGGCGACAAUCCUCUCGUCCUGAACAAGUGCGAGACCUACAACGAGGAAGGCUUCACGCUUACCAACAAGGAGAAGAACCUCAGGGUCACUACCACUAUCCCCUCGGCCCUCACGGCUCCCUUCAUCCAGGACCUCGGUAACUUCACCGUGACCUACACCGUCUACGACGGCAGGGAGAGGCUCGGCGCGAUGGAGAGGCUUGUCGUCGUCAACGCCAUCAACCCUUGCGAACUGCCCGUCGGCCACCGCUGCCGUCACAAGUGCCACCCCUACGCUCAGUGCGUCUUCCUCGGCGGCUCGGACUACGACUGCGAAUGCCGCGAGGGCUUCGACAAGGUGAUCGACCCCAUCACGGGCGAGGUCUACUGCAAGGACAACCAGCCGCCCGUCAUCUUCCUCCAGGGCCAGAACCCGACCAUCCUUCGCGCCUGCCGCGUCUGCCAGUGGUACGACCCGGGAGAGUCCUACAGCGAGGAGAAGCACGGCGGCUUCUUCGCCUACGACAACCUGCCCGACGGCCGCCAGGUCGACCUCACCUCGCGCGUCCGCAUCACCAAUGAGUCGCUCGGCGCCAACGAGUGGGCUCUCUACUACAACGUCGAGGAUGCCGCCGGCAACCAGGCCGAGACCAAGACCCGCAUCGUGAGGAAGGAGGUCGAGGACGUCUUCGAGAAGAUCGCCCGCAUGGAGCAGUUCCUCGAGAGCCGGUUCGAGGACUUCCAGCCCGCCUUCACGACCUACAACGCCCUCUACUCGUACGGCCGCUGGUUCCUCCAGGUCAUCUUCUUCCUCUUCGGCUUCAUCGUCCUCUGGGUGCUGGUGCCGCGUCUGCUCGGCCUCGGCAGGGUCCUCCUCUUCAACCCCAACCCGACCUUCCCCGAAUUCCAGUACGCCUACGACUUCUACUACACCCUCACCCGCCCCUGGUGGAACCAGCAAGAGCGCGAGAAGCAGACCAUGGUCAUGUGGCAAAAGAGGAAGUACGACAAGCACCAGUAA